Centruroides sculpturatus (bark scorpion) is the source of this 1319-nucleotide messenger RNA. Its product is annotated as insulin-like. The record is from RefSeq and is a predicted model, not a curated record. Gene Ontology annotation, cellular component: extracellular region. The coding region runs from base 339 to 755 and encodes 138 amino acids. Gene Ontology annotation, molecular function: hormone activity. The transcript has 3 exons. NCBI's taxonomy places the organism in Eukaryota, Metazoa, Arthropoda, Arachnida, Scorpiones, Buthidae.
UUUUGAAAUGUAUUUUAGUAUUAAUUAAUCCUUUUAACCUGAUAAACAUUAUUAACGCCUUAUUAAAAGUCUCAUUUAUCCAUUAUUUUUAACGAACUGUUUACGUCGCUUAAUCUGCUUGUUUAAUAGAGAUUAAAGGAACGGCUUUUAAUCCCGAAAAUAAAAUUUUUCUUCUUUGAAAAUCCGUCUAAAACCACUGCUGGAAUCGACAUCACUCGUCUAUUUCUUACUAAUCUGCCAGAUUAAUAAGAAGUAGGCGAGUAUUACUAAUGCAAUAGUAUAUAAAGAAAGAUUCCUACUAAAUAUAGCACUCUUUGGAGAAAAACGCUGCGAUAGAAAUGAAGCUAGAAGUUUUUCCCAUAGUUGUUCUUUCUUUUUACCUGUUCGUGUUUCUGGCGAACGCUUCAAUUUCGUCAUCUUUGCAACAAAGAACGUUCUAUCGCAGAAGAAUACAAGUCUGUGGUUCCCAGUUAGCUGAUGUACUCAGAUUAAUUUGCAACGGAACUUAUUAUAAUCCUCAUAGCAGACGAUUUAUCUCUACCUAUCAUGAUUUAUCAAAUCCUUAUUGGAAUCUCGUGUCCAGAUCAUACCGAUAUCCACUUCAGAAUGUUCCAGCUGUUUUUUCUGAUCGAAAGAAGAGAGGAGUGGUAGACGAAUGUUGCCGCAAUAGUUGUACUUUUCAGCAGAUAAGUGCUUAUUGUGGCCAAUCCGAAUCCGAAGAACAGGAAGAAGAACGUAACUUAUGGAUGAAAUAAUUUUUAACGAUUGUUGAUAAUGAAUUGUAAAUUUUACAAUGAAAUUUUAAGGCACUAGAAAUGAAUGUAAUGAUGUCAAGUGAAAAAAAAAAUCUAUUUUUAAAAGUAGAAGUGUUCGUGAUUCAAAAUAAUUUAUAGUUUUAUUACGGUUUUACAAAGUGAUUACGUUUCCAUUUAGAGUUUGAUUUAAAAUUCUAUAAUUAAAUAAUGGCAACUAGGAUUAGUCUAUAUCUAAAUUACUUCUUCAGUAGGCCUGAUAGUGGUAUUGGUAAUUGAUUUACUGUAACUAUACAUGUUAUUAAAUAAAAUUUAAGUAGAAAUACCAAUAAACGUUAUUGUCUACUUUUCAGGGGGGCGACAUUAAAAAAGUAAUUAUUUUGACAAAGAAGCAAAAUUGAAAAAACGUUUGUUUAGUUAACUGACUAAUUAAAAGUUCUAAAAUUAUAACAGAAGUACUUGAUCAUGUAAUCGGUUUCCUCAAAUAUAUUAUAUACAUACAAUAUCUGUACUGCAGCUAGCACACAAUUUCAUUAAUUACACGAAAGUUUUAGAGUUAUCUUGGAG